AUGUCCCCCCACCCGAGCCGUGGGCAUUCCCCCACCCCGCUGAGCCGUGCGUCUCCCGUUCCAGGCGGCGGGCCGGGCCGGGCUGACGAAGCCCUUGAGAGCAGCCAAGUGACCAGUGACUCGGAAAGUGAAGUCUACAGCGACACCCUGGAGCAGAUAGAGCCUGGUCAGGCUGGUCAGCGCGUGGCCGGGCAGAGCCUUUCCCUAAGCAGUCCUCACACAGCCAGCCUGCGAGCCGAUGUUGGGCGUGAGUCCCUGGCCCGAGCACCGGAAAGCUGCGGGGAGGGAGAGCUGGGCGAAGGCGGAGGACUAGUCGGGCGGAGCAGCGAUGACUCCAGGCCCCUCAGCACAGAGAGAGAGCUGCAGGCUGCCCCGGGAGCGUGCGGAGCCAGGGGCUGUCCUGAUGCUGACCAGGGGGACGCAGCGAGCGCAGGGCUCCGGCCGGAGCUGGAUGUGCAGCUGCUUGGCACCGUCCGCGCCCUGCAGGACAACAUGCGGAGCGUCUUGAAGAGGCUGAGCCACCUGGAAACGCUGAGCACCGCGCAGGGGCACGAGUCUGGGUCUGGCCCUCGCCACCCGCUGGGCCCGCAGAAGCCGUCCCGCUGGCCGCUGGAGGUCUCUGCUCGCACCCUGCUGUUCCUCCUCGCCUGGCCCUUCCUCGUCCAGUGGCUGCUGCGGCGUUUCCAGCGCAGGAAAAGGGGAUUGUUCUCUGUCUGAACGGGCAGCACUGAGCGAAAACCCCAGGAACGCGCUGCCUGGCUGGAGCUUGCAGCUCAGCCACCGGGACUCAGCACCCAGCUGACCCGCAAUGGGUAACGAAAGUGGUUCUCCUCCCAGGAGCUGGGAAGGAGAACAAUCCAGGCAGCGCUCGCUGGGGGAGCGACGGGCUGUCCCCCAGGUGCCAGGGACAGCUCCUCUGAAGGACAAACCAGUCCAGAAGUGUGGCAAGGAGAGAUCGGAUUCAGCACUUACUCAGCAAGCUCGGAGCCGUCAGCUCGGUCGGGGGGACCCCAGCCUGGGUCUGGCCCAAGCAUGUUCACCUCUGAGACGCCAUUUCACUUGCGGGAGGACAGGGGGACUCUUUGU
Molecule: messenger RNA, 1086 nt
Organism: Terrapene triunguis (Three-toed box turtle)
Lineage: Eukaryota; Metazoa; Chordata; Testudines; Emydidae
Product: acyl-CoA-binding domain-containing protein 5A-like
Exons: 5
Coding region: 1-717 (238 amino acids)
Source: RefSeq, a predicted model, not a curated record